AUGGGUAAGAUUACGAAGUUGGUUGUUUGUGGACCGACUGGUUCUGGGAAAACUUCUCUGAUUGAACACUGCAUAUAUGGGAACUAUUUUGAAAGGCGACCAGAAGACUUUAUUUCGACUUAUGAAGACACUUAUAAUGCCGUUGUCGAGACAGAUCGUGGUUUUAAAGAAAAAGUUCGAAUUUACGAUCUUGGAGGGAUGACUAAAUUGGAAAAACAUUUUGUGAAUUGUGCUGAUGCAUUCAUUUUGGUAUAUGAUAUAAGCGAUUCCAAAUCUUUCAGCUCUGUCCAAAGUUUAAAACAAGACAUUGACAAAUAUCGCGAGAAACGUGAUUUAUGUAUUGUACUUAGCUGUCACAAAGUUGAUAAACCUAAAGAUGCAACUUUAGAUUCUACAGAAGUUUCUCGAUGGUCUCAAUCGGAGAAAGUGGCAAAUAUAUUUGAAACAACUGUGUAUGACCGCCAAUCACUCAUGAAUUUAUUCACAUGGACUGUUUCCCGUAUCACUCAGUCCCAAAGUAAAUCAGGAUUUUCAUUCGAGCAUAUACCAAAAACAAAUCCGAAAUCAUUAGAUGUGUUUCGUAGGGAACCAAUUCAUAUAUUAAUACCUGCACAACCAAAUUCUAAUAUAAAUAAUAAUCCUAUCACUUCAUAUUCUAUUGGUCCAUGUACAUAUAUUUUAUCAAUCUCUGAUAAUUAUUUAAUAUCUGGUCAUUUGAAUGGCUGGUUAGUUAUUUGGUCAAUUAAAAAAUAUCGUCCUUUACGUCAAUGGAUUGGGCAUAAUGGAUAUCAAAUUACAAGUUUGCAUUUUUGGCCUCGAAAUAAUAAUUAUGGUGUGAUAAUAUCUCAUGGUCGUGAUGGCUUUAUACGUUUCUGGGAUUUAAGCAAUUUACAAUUUGAUACGACUGAAGUGUUUAAACCUCUUGAUCAAAUUUUUGGUGAAAUUCAUACAUAUGAUAUCUCAUUUUGCAAUUCCGAUUUAUGGCGUGUAUAUACUACAACGAGUAGUAGUAACAGCAACAAUUCAGCGGAUGUUUAUUUCUUGGCCCAUUUGUGUCAAGAAGAAACAGAUGAUGAUGAUAAUAAUAAUUCUUCAACAUCUAAUAAAGAACCGUUUAUCGAAAUAAUCCAAUUGCCUCAAUUUGUAUUUAUUUGUCAGCAGUCAAUUAAUUCUAUUCAAACUUCUUGUCAAAAUGUUACAAAUCUAGGCAUGUGUAUGACAUUAAAAGGAAUUGAAAAACUUACCCCAUAA
Molecule: messenger RNA, 1251 nt
Organism: Schistosoma mattheei
Lineage: Eukaryota; Metazoa; Platyhelminthes; Trematoda; Strigeidida; Schistosomatidae
Source: the annotation of a GenBank genome assembly